Molecule: messenger RNA, 1117 nt
Organism: Peromyscus leucopus (white-footed mouse)
Lineage: Eukaryota; Metazoa; Chordata; Mammalia; Rodentia; Cricetidae
Product: HCLS1-associated protein X-1-like
Biological process (GO): negative regulation of apoptotic process; regulation of actin filament polymerization
Cellular component (GO): sarcoplasmic reticulum; mitochondrion; clathrin-coated vesicle
Source: RefSeq, a predicted model, not a curated record
GUUUCCGGCAGCGAAUGCUGAGCCCUGGCUAACUCUGACAGGGUAGCGCAAGCUGGCGGUCCGCUGGCGCUCAUGUCCUGCAGAAGUUUAAAGUUUGUAGUGCCCCGACGGGAAUGAACUUCUUUGACCUUUUCCGGGGCUUUUUCGGCUUUCGUGGACCUCGGAGCCACAGAGAUCCCUUUUUUGGAGGGAUGACUCGAGAUGAUGACGAUGAUGACGACGAAGAAGAGGAAGACAGAGGCACGUGGGGUCGAGGGAGCUAUAGGUUUGAUGGUUCUCAGCCUCCGGAGGAAUUCGGUUUCAGCUUCAGCCCUGGAGGAGGCAUGCGAUUCCACGACAACUUUGGCUUUGAUGAUCUAGUACGAGAUUUCAACAGCAUCUUCAGCGAGAUGGGGGCCUGGACCUUGCCUUCCCACUCCCCUGAGCUUCCAGGUCCUGAGUCAGAACCACCCGGUGAGAGACUGCCGGAAGGGCAGACGCUGCGGGACUCAAUGCUUAAGUACCCAGAUAGUCACCAACCCAAGAUCUUUGAGGUCUUGGAGAGUCAUGCUAGACCUGAAUCCCCCAAACCAGCUCCAGAUUGGGGGUCUCAGGGGCCUUUUCAUAGGUUGGAUGACAUUUGGCCUGUGACUCCCCAUUCUAGAGCCAGAGAGGACAAUGAUCUUGACUCCCAGGUUUCCCAGGAAGGUCUCAGUCCACUUCUUCAACCCCAGCCCAAAUCCUAUUUCAAGAGCAUCUCUGUGACCAAGAUCACCAAGCCAGAUGGGGUAGUGGAGGAGCACCGCACUGUGGUGGACAGUGAGGGACGGAGGGAGACCACAGUGACCCACCAACAGGCACACGACAGUUCCACAAGUGAUCCAGUCUCUGAAGGAUCGUCAGCUCUGGAGGAUCCCUUUUCCCUCCUGGAUUUGCUCCUAGGACGUUGGUUUCGGUCCCGGUAGCUUUGUUAACUAACCUUCAGAAGCCGUCGGGUCCUUUCCGCUCCCUUCCCAUUGCCCAUUGCCAAUAAGCUUAGCUUUUUGUGUCAUCCGAAGGGUCUUGAGUGUGUGAAACAAUUCAUUGAGCUUAUGCCAGUCUGUCAUUCAUCCAAACUGACCAAUAAAGCCUUUAUUUA